Sardina pilchardus (European sardine) is the source of this 5384-nucleotide messenger RNA. RefSeq names its product ankyrin repeat domain-containing protein 31-like. Gene Ontology annotation, molecular function: protein binding. Lineage: Eukaryota; Metazoa; Chordata; Actinopteri; Clupeiformes; Clupeidae. The transcript is spliced from 20 exons. Bases 8 to 5302 code for a protein of 1764 amino acids. The record is from RefSeq and is a predicted model, not a curated record.
UUCCCACAUGUUGAAAAUGAAAAUCCCUGGUGCUCCACCUGCAGUCAACCAGAUGGCUUCAGUUUUCCACAGGUCUGCAGAGACCUCACUUUGGAAGGAUAAACUGAAGGAUGAUAUGGAUGGAGACAGCGGACAAGCGCUGAAGUGUCAGCAGCCUGUCAUGAAAAGACGAGCCUCAGAGAGAACCAGGGCCGUAGAGAGCCAGACGACCUCCAGACAGGCCUCUCCAGGGACGCGCCAGUCUGACGAGUCUCCCACCACACCAAGACAGGCAGCACAGUGCGCAGGGCUCUCUCCUCCAGCGUCUGGCUCCAGCCAGUCAAAUCCAUCCACAACAAGACGCUCUUUGAGGAAGAGAGCGGCUGCCAACACUGAAGUCAACCACCGUGUGGCGCCAGAGGCCAACACCCCCCCUGGCCAAAAGAGCAGUCAAUAUAACAGGACAUGGGUAGAUGGAAUGUCUGUGGGAGAGGCCUUCCAAGCCUCAGUCUGUCAUCGGUCUGAAAGCCAGCAGACCCCCGCCACAGCACAACGCCACACCAGGUUCACAGGAGCACGAAGCAGCCAAAGUGAGAGCAAGACUAAACUGGAAUCUAAGGAGAAAAAGAUGUUGGCCGUCAGUCAGAUCAAGAGGAACCGUUUCGAAGAGACAAAAUUACAUUUAGCAGUGAUGAGGCAACAUGAGAAAGAAGUCCGAGACAUCAUGAGGUUGGGGACCUCCAUCAACAUCCAAGAUUAUGCAGGCUGGACUCCUCUCCAUGAGGCUGUGCUCACAAAACAAGUGUCCAUAGUGCGCCUCUUACUUAGAGGAGGAGCCAUGGUUAACAUCCCAGCCCACAAUGAUGUCACUCCACUACAUGAUGCGGUACAGCUUGGAGCAUAUGAGAUGGUUGAUCUUCUGCUAAAGCAUGGUGCUGACCCAAAGCUGAAAGAUGCAAGGGGCAUAACACCUAUAGACCUGGUGACAACAGCUCCUAUUGCAAAACUGUUAGGCCAUCCUGAUAUGAAAAUCUGCCCGCAAGGAGAUGUGAAAUCCCCUGGCCGCUGCCCUACCGAGACCUCAGAUGCGGAGAAGAAAGAGACAGCUACAUUCCCAGGCACCGCUGAGGACUCGUGCAGCAGCAGCGAUUGCCAAGAUGACCAGACGGCACUCUCGGUCUGUGGCACGCCUGCUGAAAAAAAGAUAAAAAUCACUGACAGCAGGAAACAGAGCAGCCCUUUGAACCGUCCCCAGCGCGGCACCAUCCGCUCAGAUAUGAGCGAGUCAGGAAAUGUUAUCGAAAGCUCUGGCGACUCCUCGCCAACCAAUGGAAAAACAGAGUUGCCGUUAAAUGAUGAAAGAGGAGGGAGAAACAUUGAAUGUGGUGUGGACCUCAACGUGAAGCCUUGCAGGCCUACACACAACAGCCUGGUUGAGGCAGAGGCAGGCCAGGGCGAUGAUGAAAUUUUAACUAACACGAACGUGAUGCAGCCCCCUAGACCCAUCAGGGAGGACGAGCAACUCAGGGAAGUUGCCAUGGAGAUGACCUCUGACCUUUGCACAGGAUCUCAUGCCGAAAUGUGCCUGAAUUCGGUAGGAAAUGAGUGUGUUGGAGUUGGAGACAAAGUGAAAUAUGAGUCACUCAGGACUCCGGAAGUCUCAGGGGAAGCAUGGGGGAAGUUUGCAGGAAACACUUUCUGUCAAGUGAAUCCUACAAGUGACGAGGAAGUCAACAUCCUAACGGCCACAGACUACACAAUGCUUGAAGGCUGUGACAUUAGUACCCAAUUCUCAGAGGGUGUGGAUAUGAAAAAAACUGUGGAAAGCAGAACCAACUACUUCGGUUUCAAAGAUGCUGUUACAGAUGUGUGCAUUUUGGACGACACAGAGGAGUGCAGUGUAUCUUUACUUGUGUGUCACACAGACACAGCAAAGCAAAGUGCUUCCUGUGCAAGGGAAGAAUUUGAGCCUGUUGACCACGCUAAAUCAGUGGGGCUUAUUGGGUCAUCCGUGACCGAGUCACCUGAUUCACGUGACAGCGACUCUCCGUCCCUGCUGACAGGAGCGAUCCGAAAAUGCGAGCAGAAUGAAGAAAUUCAGACAGUGGCAUGGCGUCCCGAGGAACGGCCUGGAACGCCCCGGAAUGCCAGGCCUGAGGCGCGCGGCGCGCCCUCAGAAAUUACACCUAGCCUUCAGAUAUCACACGCCGGCCAGCCGCACCUGGAUGAAACCCACACAGGGGAGGCAUCGCAAAACUCACACAGGCCUCACACACACUGUCUGUCUGACGGCUCUGAGACACAAAGAGACACAACUCACGCUUUCAACAGCCAAACAAGUACUUGGAUUUCUCCCUCACGGUCAGCGAAGCGUGACGUUAAAUGUCACACGCAGACAAGCCAGUUGAAUCAGUCUGUCGCAACGUGUUUUUUUGGUGCAACAGAAAAGGGUAAGACCGAUGAGAGUGUCUUUUUUGAACCGUGCAGCAGCAGCAGCAGGAAUGGCCCUGGUACACCAACGAGCAGCUAUCUGUCUGUGGACUCCGACGCAACCAUGCUCAAUCGGUUUGAACUCGAAAUUGUGAAAUCUGCGAGUAGUCAGGGAGUAGUCAGUGAAAACACCCCUCGCAGGAAUUUGUGUGAUGUGCAGUGCGAGGGAGCCAGUACCCUCCGUGCCCUGGUGCCCGCCGCUACCAGCACGAGGGAAGAUCUGGCAAACGGUGUCACAAUCACCAGUCAGGUCCAAACCGAAACCAAAGCAGAUGAACUCAGCUGCUCCAGUGAUUCUGACUGCACCAUGAUAUCUGAGUCUGAGUACACCCAGGCCAACAAGUCGAGGCGUGAUGUUAUUACCGAGACUGAGCCAGCAAACCCCAGCCUCUGUCUAAGGCCUUGUAGUCAGAAUGAUGACAUCGGAAACGGGAAUGAAAAUCUGCUUCCUAAUGGCAGCGAAUCAGAGACGUUCGGUGGUAUCGUCACUGGGAGCAAUGCUACCACCACUAACACCUCUGUUACCAGCCAGGGUAUGCCGAAACACAAGGCUAAGAUACCAAAACAAAAGAAGAGGCGGAAUGUGUCAACAAAGUCACAGGGCAGUUGGAAACCAUGGCAGCUGGGCAAAACAUUUGGGACCCAGUGUGACUCACCAGUGGAUAAAGGCCCUGUGGAAAAUGUCAAGGUAAACCUGAGAACUAUUCAUAAGAGAAAUGGAUUGGGAGAGACUCAGCUGCACCGAGCAUCCAAGAGAGGGGACCUGGCCUCAGUCAAAGCUCUGAUUGAGGCGGGUAUAGAUGUAAACAUCGCAGACUAUGCAGGGUGGACGGCCCUGCACGAGGCCAGCGCCGGAGGCUUCUCCGCCGUGGUGGAGGAGUUGCUGUGCGCCGGCGCCGACGUCACUAGCCGCGGACCCGAGGGACUCACUGCUUUGCAUGAUGCCGUGGUGUCUGGCUGGUCUGAGGUGGUCAAGCUUCUUCUACAGAAUGGAGCCAACCCUAAAGAUAGAAAUGCCCAGGGAAAGAGCGCCUUGGACUUGGCGUGGGUUCAAGACAUCAAAGAGAUGCUCUCAACGUUCAAGGGACCUCUGGUACAGCCUGUGCGCCCACGUCAGCCUGCCAAUGAGUGCACAUACCAGAUGAAACCAAGCCACUCUCCCGUAACACCUCAGCGCAAACCAGAGAGAGACCCAAAGGACCAGGAGCCCAGCAGAAUCACCACCGUGAAAAGCAACGUCUGUUUCAACAAGGCAGCCCACCCAGACUCCAUCAUGGUCAUACUAGAUGAGGUUGACAGAAAGCAGAAGGACUUGUCAACCUGGCAGUUAGCUCAUUCAGAAGACAAAGACAAAUUCAUGGAGGAAUGGUCACAGAUGCAGACCAAGCUGAACGAAGUGCUUAUUAAGCAACAGUCGGCUAAAGAUGACCUCACAAACAAGUACAGGAUGGCUCCUGACUCAUUUGAACAGGGCACUUUGAGAGAGAGCCUCACGUCUCUGGCCUCCCGUCAAAAACGCCUCUUGGGUCUUCUACAGAAGCAGAGCGAGCUAAAACUCAAGUACCACACUCCAAAAGGUAGAUCCGGACUUCAGAAUCAGAAAGUUCCAAACCCUGCCGCCCCCAAAAAGAGAAACCCCAUUGUCUUUCCAACCGGCCGCGUGAACAACCAUGCCGUCACAAAGGAUCCCACGAUAAGUAACAGUGUUUCCACUUCCUCUGGGCCGGCACCCACAGACAGAAAGAUACAGCCGAAAGGAGGAGGCAGCCUCGCAUACCAGACCACCAAACUCUUGUCUGGGACCAAUCUUUCAGGCUUGUCAUCAGACAGCAUAAGAGCUCCAGUCUACACUGUAUCGCUACCCUCUGAUCUCUCACAGGGCUCGUCGCACAUUGUUGUGAUCGACCACGGAGGGCAGCGCUUUGCCUUUGUUGACCUCUCCACAAUGAGUGUCCCCGCUGCGGCGCUUAGCAAACAGCCCGAUCCAAAGCGCAGGUGUUCGACACCGCCCCAUUCCACAGACAGCUCUCAAGCGAGCCUGGCUGACCUGGAGCUGCCUGAGAACCCUCUGACCCUGGCACAGGGCAGCGUGGGCACCACGUCGCACCACGCGACCCCGAUGCCCAAAACCGGAAGUGUCAGUAGUGGCCCUGGGAGAAAAUCGCUAACGUCGAAAACCAAGACGUGCUGUUUGAAAUCCAGCACCGGCCCUGAAGAUGCUGCUGGAGGUGCCAAGGGCAUGUGUUUGACCUCGGAUUACACCACCAGCCGUGGCUCUGAGGAGAUUCAGCAAGACGGGGCAUCUGAAGCACAGGGUAGCAGUGCUUCAAAGGGAAAUGAGGGCAGUGCAAAGCAGACCAACCAGCUUGCUAGCCUCAUGAGACAAGGAAUCCUUACACCGGCACAGAAUGCACUGGAGUUCAAACUGAAGGGCUCCUGCCACCAAGCAUCCCUUCUCCCGGGUGGCUUCAUCCGAGACGGAAAUGGCAAAGACUUUGUCACCCCCGAGCAGUGGGUUGACUCCAUUCUAGGAAACAACAUUCCUGUGUCUUCAACAUAUGCAUGGGAAAAGAUAACUUUCAGGUCCAGGUCCCUCAGUGCUUAUGUGAAUGUUGAUGAUAUCAGGAGAGCCCAGGCUGCAAGUCUGAAUGUCAAUGAACCAGACCCUCUGCCUCUUGCAUCACAGCCAAAAGAAAUCAAGAAAAAGAUCAGUGGGAACUACAUGGAGAUCAAAUCCAUCCAGCUGAUAUCCAAUGAUGAGUUUGCACCUACACACAUCAUUGAUCAGUACUGGGAGGUUAUCACAAAGUUUGAGGACUGGGGCCUAAUUUGAGGCAACAUCUCUGGUCAGAUGUUCGAGCAUUUAAUGUUUUACAUUAGUAUUCAUUUGUAUUUAAAUUGAAACAUUUUCAGUU